AUGUCUUUCGCCUGGACGCUCGUAGUGGCGCUCAGCGUGCCUCAGCAGCCGAACGCGGCGCUGCCUCUCGCUGGCAAGCGCAUCGCCUUCACGUCUCCACGCGCGGUCGCCGCUCCGUUCUCGGCCGAGCUCAUCUCCGCCGGCGCGAGGCCGGUCUGGUGGCCGCUGGUUGAAGCGGUCCCGCUGCCGGAGUCAGAACUCGGCCCGCUUGACGACCUCAUCAUGCGCAUGCCAGAGUCCUGCGCCGUCGCGCUGCUCUCACGCCACGCGGCCGACGCGUUUGUCGAGCGCGGCAAGGAGGCCGAAGAGGAGGCGCUUGUUGCGGCGCUCCUCGCUGCGGGCGCGGACGCGGAUGCGGUCGACGCGUGUGCGAUCAGGCCGCUCCUCGCCUCCGGCCACGAGCUCUCGCUGCUGCGGGAAGGCGGUCUGGACGCAGUGUGUGUCGGGUCUGCCGAGGAGGCGAACGCGCUCGCUGCGGCGCUGGAGGCGGCAGAGGGCGCUAGCGACGAGUGA
This is a messenger RNA of Emiliania huxleyi CCMP1516, 513 nucleotides long. RefSeq lists its product as hypothetical. Gene Ontology annotation, molecular function: uroporphyrinogen-III synthase activity. Gene Ontology annotation, biological process: tetrapyrrole biosynthetic process. The transcript has 4 exons. Lineage: Eukaryota; Haptophyta; Isochrysidales; Noelaerhabdaceae. Bases 1 to 513 code for a protein of 170 amino acids. The record is from RefSeq and is a predicted model, not a curated record.